GCUGCUGGUCCUCAUUCUACUCAAGCCCUCCAACUCAGACAGUUUCGGUCCAGCAUUCACCGCAGAGUUUUCCAAUCAUGAGCAAGACCUACAGUGCCUCUGCUGAAACGGCUUCAUCCUACCGCCGGACCUUUGGCUCAGGCCUGGGUUCCACCAUGUCCGGCUCACUGUUCUCUGGCCUGGGCUCCUCAGGCUCCUCCGGCUCCUCACGUAUGUCCUCCAGAGUCUACGAGGUGACGAAGGCCUCCUCCGCUCCUUUCUAUUCCAGCCUCCGCUCCUCCUUCAAGGCCGGACCUGUGAUGCGGUCCUAUGCUGGCGAGAAGCUGGACUUCAACCUGGCCGACGCCAUGAACCAGGAUUUCCUGAACACACGCACCAAUGAGAAGGCUGAACUGCAGCAUCUGAAUGACCGGUUUGCCAGCUACAUUGAGAAGGUGCGCUUCUUGGAGCAGCAGAAUCAGGCCCUGUCUGUGGAAGUGGAGCGCCUUCGUGGCCGCGAGCCCACCCGCAUUGCUGAGAUGUAUGAGGAGGAGAUGAGGGAACUGCGCAGGCAGGUGGACGCGGUGACCAAUCAGAGAGCUCGUGUGGAGGUCGAGCGGGACAAUCUGGCUGAUGACCUGCAGAAGCUCAAACUCAGACUCCAGGAGGAGAUCCACCAGAAAGAGGAGGCAGAGAACAAUCUGUCUGCAUUUAGAGCUGAUGUUGAUGCUGCUACCAUCGCCAGGCUGGACCUGGAGAGACGCAUUGAGAGCCUGCAUGAAGAGAUCGCCUUCCUCAAGAAGAUCCACGAGGAGGAGAUCCGUGAGCUCCAAAACCAGAUGCAGGAGUCCCAGGUCCAGAUCCAGAUGGAUAUGUCCAAACCCGACCUGACCGCUGCUCUGAGAGACAUCCGCACACAGUAUGAGGCCAUCGCUGCCAAGAACAUUUCAGAGGCUGAGGAGUGGUACAAGUCCAAGGUGUCAGAUCUGAACCAGGCUGUAAACAAGAACAAUGAUGCUCUAAGACAGGCCAAGCAGGAGAGCAUGGAGUUCCGUCACCAGAUCCAGUCCUACACCUGUGAGAUCGACUCUCUCAAGGGCACUAACGAGUCUCUGAUUAGGCAGAUGAGGGAGAUGGAAGAGCGGUUGGGCCGCGAGGCUGGAGGCUACCAGGACACCAUCACCCGUCUGGAGACUGAGAUUGCUAAAAUGAAGGAUGAGAUGGCGCGUCACCUGCGGGAGUACCAGGACCUCCUCAAUGUCAAGAUGGCCCUGGACGUGGAGAUUGCUACCUACAGGAAGCUGCUGGAGGGAGAGGAAAGCAGGAUCACUCUGCCGGCACAGUCAUAUUCCUCCUUGAGUUUCAGAGGUGAUGUCAGAGAGACCAACCCUGAGCAGUAUGUGCAGCCACGUACCUCUGAUGUCCACUCCAAGAAAACAGUUCUGAUUAAGACCAUAGAGACUCGUGAUGGAGAGACUAGAACAUCUAGUGAGGAAAUGAGUGCCAUGAGCGCUCAGCGUGUUGUCAGCGAAUCCACACAGCACCAGCAGGACAUCAUGUAAAACCGACAAAAAGAAAGAAGCAAUAUACCCCAACAGAAUUCAAUUUCCUUUUGAAACAAGAGGAAGAGGCCUUCAGAUUUAGAUUUUUUAAUGAAUAUUCUGAUGAAUAUGAUGACAUGCUGACCCAUGAACCCAAGCAGCUAUGGAUGAAUAAGAAGUCAAAGCUGAAAGUGUUAACACACAUUAAAGAACAAUGCUAACCUGCUGCUAAAAAUACAAGUACUUUAAUACAGUGCAUAAAUCACUCACACACAUCCGUGCACUGCGUACCGAAACCUUCUCCUUCUGCUCCACUUCAGCAGCCAACUGUCUGCCCCUGAGGCCAGAAGUCAUGGCAGAAGUAUAACCACACAAAGCAUGCGUCCCACCCUACUGCCCCAGUCAUAGCUCUGGCUGACAUUUAGAAUGCUCCCUGCAGUCUCACCAUCUGAUUACAGUAUGCUGUACCACAACUAAAAUUGAGACAUUCACAACUAAAGUGGUUAAGAUAACAGCUCUGGCCUCUGUGUCUGGCAAAUGCAGGAUAGAUCAUUUCUACAAAACAAGCUGCCAUCUGUGUGAAUGUGGAGAAGUGGAAAAAUAUACAGCACAAGUUUUAGACUUAAGUCCUCACACAUCAAUGCACUAUAGAACCUCAGUGUUCUUUAAAGAAAUGCUUCAAGUCAUAUGCAGUCCUAGUUAAAGGUUGCUAAAUUGUUUUCAACUUGGCCAUACCAUUUGAAGAAAAUCUUGGUUAUUAUUAAUCUUUAUACUAUUUGGAGGUUCUUUCAACCAUAAGAAAGGUUCUUCAUACUUACAGAUCUUAUUUACAAACAGUUAUUUAAAAACAUAUUCUUUGAAAGAUUCUUUAAAGGGCCAAAAGUGGUACUUCUGUAUCUGUAGGUGUACAUUGUCUGUAGGCACCAGGCCUAAAUCGAGAGUAUUAAGAAGGAGCAACAGUCUCUAUUCUUCUGGGAGGGCUUUACACUAGAUGUUACAAUUGUAUUUCAGCCACAAGAGCAUUAGUGAGGUCAAGUACUGAUGAUGGAUUAUUAGUUUUAAAUCCCAAACACCACUCCAACUCAUCCCAAAGGUACUGGAUGGAGCUCUGUCAGUUUAGAAACCACAGUUCCACUACUCUACAGCCCUUCUUUGUAAUAAUAACUGGCACAGUGCAAGCUGGUCUUAGGCUCAUGCACAGCUGCUCCAGAGAGUCCUACUCUAUUUGGCAAUGCUUUUUCAUGGAGAUUUUUCAAGUUGGGUAUGUCAGCAGAGUGUGUACCUUAAAAGUGUCUGGACACAUGCAAACCAUGGAUGUUCAUUUUUCUUGGGGUUUUGUUGUUGGUUUUGUUCUUGUGGAGAACGCAGAGGUCACAUACUUGCUCUCACUCUCAGAAAAACAAAGUCUUUUUCUCCUUCUCUUAUUAAAGGAUGACAAAACUGUA
Messenger RNA from Pygocentrus nattereri (red-bellied piranha), 2965 nucleotides. RefSeq names its product desmin a (gene desma). The record is from RefSeq and is a predicted model, not a curated record. Bases 78 to 1541 code for a protein of 487 amino acids. Gene Ontology annotation, cellular component: sarcolemma; Z disc; intermediate filament. The transcript has 10 exons. Lineage: Eukaryota; Metazoa; Chordata; Actinopteri; Characiformes; Serrasalmidae. Gene Ontology annotation, biological process: skeletal muscle organ development.